Molecule: messenger RNA, 1221 nt
Organism: Larimichthys crocea (large yellow croaker)
Lineage: Eukaryota; Metazoa; Chordata; Actinopteri; Sciaenidae
Exons: 6
Coding region: 23-1048 (341 amino acids)
Biological process (GO): response to bacterium
Source: RefSeq, a predicted model, not a curated record
CAGUGAUCUCAAGUGGAAUAACAUGAAAAUGCUGACCGUGUUUUAUUUACUGCUGAUCCUCACAGUGGGGCGAUGCUCAGAUGAUCUGAACUUUGACAUGAAGACUGUUGGUGUUGGAGAUGAUGUGAAUUUGACGUGUACACGCCAGAGAUCAUCAGAGUUCGAAGCAACUUUUUUUUGGUUCAGGCUAGUUUCUGGAAACAUGCCUGAAUUCUUGGGAGGAACAUAUUCCUUUGAUUAUAACGGUGUUAACAAGCCACCUCGCAUGACAACAAAACAAGAACCUGGAACAUUUCUUCUGCAAAUUCAUGAGACAAAGCUCAGCGACACUGGACUUUACUACUGUAUAAAAAUAAAUGAACUUAGCCUGACGUUUUUGAAAGGAACAUUUCUGAGGAUUAAAGGACCAGAACCUGAUAUCACUGCCGUCUUUCAAGUCCCUCCAUCUGAUCCAGUCCGUCCAGGAGACUCAGUGACUCUGCAGUGUUCAGUCCUCUCUGACUCUGAGAAUAAAACCUGUCCAAGAGAACACAGUGUGUACUGGUUCAGAGCCGGAUCAGAUGAAUCACAUCCCAGUUUAAUUUACGCUCAUGGAAACAGUGGUGAUGAAUGUGAGAGGAGUCCUCAGACUCACUCUCCACAGAAAUGUGUCUACAGCUUCUCUAAGAAGGUCAGCUCCUCUGAUGCUGGGACUUAUUACUGUGCUGUGGCCACAUGUGGGGAGAUAUUAUUUGGAAAUGGAACAAAGCUGGAGAUUGAAGCCUUCAGCAGGCAGGUUUUGCAGAAUAUGGUCCUGUUUCUGUUGUGUGCUUUGGCUCUGAGUCUGAUUGUUAUCGGCUUUCUUGUUUGUGCCAUCAAGAAGAAAUCCUGUGAUUGUUGUAACGCUGUUGUCACUCUGCAAGCAAAUGUUGCAGCAGCCAGUGGUGAUCAGCAAAGUCAUCAGAGAAAUGAGGAAACUUUGGUUUAUUACACCAAACUUUGCCUGGAGGAAAGCUGGCAAGGCAGGAAGAGGAAGAGCAACAGCAGAGGAAGAGAGCAUCUAAAGUGAUGUCACAGCCUUUUUUGACAAUCUAUACACUGGAUUUGCUUAUUGAUACUCAUAUAACUUUGAUGAACCACACUGGAUGGAAAAUACAUUGUUUCAGCAGCACUGGCGCUGACAUUUCACCUCAGAAAUAAACCACAUGAUGUAAUCUGGAUAACGUAAAGGAUGUUAAAGGC